AUGGAAACUGCUACCAGGAAGAAUCUCCUCAUUACUUCCACGAAGCAAGCAAUUUUCUUGAAUGAAUUGUUGGAAGCAAAAGACAAGGAAGAAAAAUCACACAAAAAAAUUGCCCCAUUUUCUUAUAAAAUAAAAGUGAACAUUCUUUCAAGAUAACAUGUCAAAUCUGAAAUUUUUAACCAUCAUCAUUAUUAUUUUUUAUUACUAAUUAGAUCACAACACAACGUUCGUGUUUUGUAUCCUUAUGCUUUUACUAUUUUAGGGUCUCUAGUGAUGAGUUACCUACCACCAACAACUACUCCUGG
Schizosaccharomyces cryophilus OY26 is the source of this 305-nucleotide messenger RNA. RefSeq lists its product as uncharacterized. The record is from RefSeq and is a predicted model, not a curated record. The transcript is spliced from 2 exons. NCBI's taxonomy places the organism in Eukaryota, Fungi, Ascomycota, Schizosaccharomycetes, Schizosaccharomycetales, Schizosaccharomycetaceae. The coding region runs from base 1 to 156 and encodes 51 amino acids.